Molecule: messenger RNA, 685 nt
Organism: Impatiens glandulifera
Lineage: Eukaryota; Viridiplantae; Streptophyta; Magnoliopsida; Ericales; Balsaminaceae
Product: stress enhanced protein 1, chloroplastic
Exons: 4
Coding region: 113-526 (137 amino acids)
Biological process (GO): cellular response to high light intensity
Source: RefSeq, a predicted model, not a curated record
UAUCGUCUUGCUCCAUUCAAAUUUUGACACGUCUACUCUCAACUGGCCUUUAAAACUGCAGAAUUCGGACUCCCCAAACCUCAUCUCUUUCUCUUUCUUUCCGACGUUGUCCAUGGCUCAAGUUUCGUCUUCCUUGUACACCUCUGUCCAUGGCAUUUGCUCAGCAAGAUCCUCUGCCCUUCCUCGACUUCCACUGACGAAUUUCGCAGGGUUUAGGACGGCAUUUUCCACUGGUUCUCCAAUUGUGACCUGGAAAGCAUCUCAAGUAAGAAGUUAUGCUGCAGCGUCCAAGGCUAUUCCGAUUUCCAUAAGAUCCGAGCAAACCAGCAAUGGUUUAGAUGUGUGGCUAGGCAGAUCAGCAAUGAUUGGCUUUGCUGUUGCUAUUUCAGUUGAGAUAGCCACCGGCAAGGGCCUUUUGGAGAAUUUUGGGCUAACAGGACCAUUACCAAUCGUGGCUCUAUCAGUCACUGCCUUGGUUGGAGUUUUAACGGCUGUUUUUAUCUUUCAAUCUUCCUCAAAGAGCUGAUGAGGGUAGGCAGGCAAGCAAGCAAACUUGUGAAUUUACAUAAUAUGAUUUGUUUUGUUGAAUACAAUAGAAUCUGUAUGUUAACUUCUUCAAUGGCUUUUACUUUCAAUCAUGUUCAUUAAUUUAUUUAAUGAAAACCUAAGAAGCUUUUUGUGGUCA